Messenger RNA from Plasmodium vivax (malaria parasite P. vivax), 1175 nucleotides. RefSeq lists its product as hypothetical. NCBI's taxonomy places the organism in Eukaryota, Apicomplexa, Aconoidasida, Haemosporida, Plasmodiidae. The record is from RefSeq and is a predicted model, not a curated record. The transcript is spliced from 3 exons. Bases 219 to 1175 code for a protein of 318 amino acids.
GUGAAUGCUUCUUUUUUUAAACCCCUUUCCGUUAAGAGUAACUCCUUUUUUUGAAGAAAACUUUUUUUUUAGUUUAAACGAGAUUAUAUGCUACUUUUUUUUUUUUUUUUUUUUUAAUGUAUGCCAUCCCCUUUUGCGGGACACUCCCUCCAUCGUGCAGUAGCAGGUUGAUAUUGCUAAAAUAGGAGGAUCGCCACACCCUUUUCGCCAUCUCCGAAAUGAUUAACAACUUUAGAUCGCCACAGUCGAAUGACCCGAUUAAGAAGCUGCAGAACUUGCUGAACAACUGCCUCUACUCCGUCGUCGACGUGCUGAGCAAUUUAUCCUACCAAGGGGAGCCCAAGGAGCUGGAAGUUGUUCCGGAGGAGGAGAGCGAAUAUGCCUACUUUGUAAACUUGCUCAAGGAGAGGGCCGCCGAGAUUGAGCGGGAGGCGCGGGAGAGUGAGGAAGCGAUGGGAGAAGUAAACGAGGAGGUGAAAGAGGAGGUGAAAGAGGAGGUGAAAGAAGAGGUGAAAGAGGAGGUGACAGAAGAGGUGAAAGAGGAGAUGAAAGAAGAAAUUAAAGAAGGAAUUAAAGAAGAAGCAAAAGAGGAGAUUACGGAGGAGGCAAAAGUGGAGAUUAAAGAGGAGGUGAAAGAGGAGACAAAAGAAGAAGCAAAAGAAGAAGUAAACGAGGAGGUGAAAGAGGAGAUUAUGGAGAAGGUGAAGGACGCGAAGGACAGCCCUGCGGGGGAGGCCCAAACCGACGAGUCCGAGGACCCCUCAAGCGAAGAAACGAGCGAUGAGUCGUACGCAGAAUCCAGCGGUUUAUCGGACGAACAGUCCUACGAUGACACGAUGGAGAGAAGGGAGACGGACGACGAGCAGACGCAACGCUCCGUGGAGGAAGGACCCCCCAAACGGUAUUUCGUCAAACCCUAUUAUGAAGGCCCCCUGCAGGAAGAAAUCUUAGACCGCGUGGAGCGAAUGAAUUUGAUUUUAAAAAUGAUAGACGCCUGCAUAGAGGAGCUGCCCGAUUCGUUGGUGAUCGAAGAAGAGAAGUGCCAGGAAAUGAAGGCGUUGCAGAAACGGAAGGACGACUCCAAGGAGGAGUUAAAAAGACUCUACAGCGAAUACGACGCCAUCUACAGUUACGUCACGGAUAACCUGCGGGACAUCAUCAUUAACAUGGGGUGA